This is a messenger RNA of Rhineura floridana, 1210 nucleotides long. It is a transcript of the gene LRRC3C, whose product is annotated as leucine rich repeat containing 3C. The coding region runs from base 222 to 1004 and encodes 260 amino acids. The transcript has 2 exons. Lineage: Eukaryota; Metazoa; Chordata; Lepidosauria; Squamata; Rhineuridae. The record is from RefSeq and is a predicted model, not a curated record. Gene Ontology annotation, cellular component: plasma membrane. Gene Ontology annotation, molecular function: protein binding.
GUCGCGGCAGAUUUUGUCGGCUCUCCCCCCGGCUCGCUUUUCUCCCUUCUUCCCUCGGGUUGCUGCGGGGCUCCGGAGGACAGCGACGGCCAGGGGCGGGAGUCGAGUGGCGAAAGUUAGUGAUCCCCAAGCCACAGUCCCCAAGGCUCCCUGAGAGGCAAAGGAAAUACAAGAAAACUGAUGACAGAGAGGCUGCACCGUGGCUCUCCAGAUGCCCCACCAUGCCUUUUGUGGACUGGCUCCUCUACCGCUCAGUUGCCAUGUGGUUGCUCCUCCAGAGUUUUGUUCUGAUGGCCUUUUGCUUCCACUCAGCCACCACCUUUCCAAAGGGCUGCUACCCUUCCACCGAAGAUGGCUUCAAAACGUUCCGUUGCAGCAAGGCGCAGCUUAUGAUUAUCCCUAGAGAUAUACCCAAUGAUACCAACAAAUUGUAUCUGGAUUACAACCAAAUUUCUUUCCUGCCUAACGACGCCUUUCAGAAUUUGCCCCUUCUGAUGGAACUCGAUUUGUCUCACAACGUCAUAAGUCGUGUAGAAGUCGGAGCUUUCCGGGGAUUGUCGGAAAGCCUGCAUGCUUUGGAUUUGUCAUCUAACAAACUAGUGUCAGUCAACAAGGAUGUCUUUAGCACACUGAAAGCCAAAGCCAAUCUCUCUAGCAACCCUUGGCUCUGCGACUGCACACUCCAGCAGCUCAUUGAGAGGGUAGAGCUGGCUGCUGGCACCUCUGACGGGAUCGUGUGUGAUGCCUCUGCACGGAAGGAGCACAUUGGCAAGCCUUUUCUACAACUGGUCGGGGACAUAGACUUCUGCAACAUCUACAAAAAGACCACAGACAUCGCCAUGCUGGUCACCAUGUUCGGCUGGUUCGCCAUGGUGAUCUCAUACUUGAUCUACUAUGUCCGGCAGAACCAAGAAGAUGCCCGACGACACCUAGAAUAUCUCAAGUCCUUGCCCAGCAAGCAGAAGAAGUCAGAAGAGUCAUCUACAAUUAGCACUGUGGUGUGACCAAAACCAAAAUGAAAUCUUCCUCACCCCAAAUCCUCAAGAAAAUCAUAGGUCUGCUGAAGUAGAUAGAUAGAUUCUACAUCUCCUUCAUAUGGAAAUUGUCCAAUAGAUGCUGGAAUGCACAAUGGCUGAAGAGACUGUUAUUAAACAAACAAAGAAAAUGACUGGGAAAGGGGCCCUUGCUUAUAUUAAAAGGCCUUCAUUAA